This is a messenger RNA of Zootoca vivipara (common lizard), 4430 nucleotides long. RefSeq names its product protein tyrosine phosphatase non-receptor type 18 (gene PTPN18). The record is from RefSeq and is a predicted model, not a curated record. Lineage: Eukaryota; Metazoa; Chordata; Lepidosauria; Squamata; Lacertidae. Gene Ontology annotation, molecular function: non-membrane spanning protein tyrosine phosphatase activity. Gene Ontology annotation, biological process: protein dephosphorylation. Gene Ontology annotation, cellular component: cytoplasm; nucleus.
CCUGAACUUCCUCUUAGCAUUUCAUAGCCUUCAGUUCCCACUCUGCCUUGUCCCUCUUCUGACAGAGGGAUGAGCCGCUGUGCAGAGAGCCUGAAGGGCUUCCUAGCCCGGGUCGAGGCCAAGGCAGGGCAAGAGAAGGGGCAGCUGGCUGAGGAGUUCCAGGAAAUCAAAGCCCGGGUGGCAGCAUUCCGGCAGCAGCAGGGCAUUUCAACAGAAGCUGGGGGCAACAAGGAGAAUAUCAAGAAGAACCGUUACAAAGACAUCCUGCCAUAUGACCAGACUAGAGUUGUUGUGAACUUCCUGACAGAAGAAGCCCAAGCUGAUUACAUCAAUGCAAACUUUAUUCAGGGAGUGGAUAACAAGCAGUGCUAUAUUGCAACCCAGGGGCCUCUUCCACACACAGUGUUGGACUUCUGGCGCAUGAUUUGGCAGUACAAGGUGAAGGUGAUUGUCAUGGCUUGUCGAGAAGUGGAACUAGGCAAGAAAAAGUGUGAGCGCUACUGGCCUUUGGCAGAGGAAACCUUGCAUUUCGGAUCCUUCUCUGUGGCACAGGUUAAAGAACAGGAACUCAAUCCAGAUGUCAUUCUGCGGGUGCUUACCCUGACCUUUCAGAAGGAGGAGCGGGAGCUAUCCCAUUUCCAGUACGUGGCUUGGCCAGACCGGGGCAUCCCAGACACUUACGGCCACUUCCUUGGCAUGAUUGAGCAAGUGAGAAGCAAGCAGGGUGAGAGCACUGUGCCCAUCUGUGUGCACUGCAGUGCUGGCUGUGGCCGGACUGGUGUGAUCUGCACCCUGGAAUACAUACGGCAGCUGCUGCUGAAACAGAGAAUCUCUCCGCGUUUCAGUAUUUUUGAUGUUGUCCUAGAAAUGAGGAAGCAGAGGCCAGCUGCUGUUCAGACCCAGGAGCAGUAUGAGUUUGUAUACCAUGCGGUCACUGAAAUGUUCCGGGCUGCCCUGAGUUUAUCUGACUCAAACUAUGAAAACGUCAAAGAAAACCGUCUUCCCCUCUAUGACGACGCCCUCUCCCUCCGACACCUGGCUGUGGCCCCGCUCAAACGAAGCACCCUCCUCCACCGGAGCAUCUCAGUGCCGGCUGACCCUCAACCCACAUCAGCACCAGAACAACCACCCAAGCUCUUCAGGGACAUGGGUGAUACCUAUGCGGUUGUGAACAAGCUCCGGCGAAGUGGAAUGGGCACUUCUCCUCCUCUUCCUCCCGGCAACGAGGCUCCGCUUAGUGGAGAGGGACCCCUUUAUGCCGCAGUGAAGCCUCGGAUGAGCAAUGUGCCCGACACCUUGGCAAUUGACCCCAGUGCCUUUGCAGGAGUACGAGCCAGUCACUCGCUGCCUGGAAGCCCCAUACACCGGCCAGCUUCUGCGGCAACCUGCGAAUAUGCCCAAAUUAACCCAGGCGAUUCCAAUCCCAGAGUCACCUCCUCCUCAUCUCACAUCAAUGGAUUUGGGAAAAAGCCCCUGAGGAACCUGCUGCCCACAGUUUUUAGUUCAUCACCUGGGAAGAAAGCCCCACCAUCACCUCGGACCGCCCCCACCCAAGAAUAUGAAUAUGUGGGCAACAUCAGUCCCAGGAGUAGCCCAAAUGCGGUAGUAUCUCCUGCCAAUGGAAUGGGGUUUAACUUCCGCAUUGGGAAGCCCAAGGGACCAAGAGACCCUCCUGCUGAAUGGAGUCGCAUCUAGGAAGUGUGACAGAGAGACAAGGGCACUGCUUCUCCCAUUGAGCAAUAAAAGAUCGGGACCAAUACUGCUGCCUGCUCACCCUUCCUUAGGGAAUAACUGUAAAAAUAAUAACCACCAGCAAAUUGUGCCUCUGGGGCUGUGGACCAACAGGGAGCGGCAGUUGCAGGAGACUUCUCUAUCAGAAGAGAAGGCCAUGGAAGUGUUCAAAAUGUUGGGAUCCACCAGCUAAGGAAUGUGUGAACCUGCAGCCAAUUUCUCUUCACCGGCUUCUUGAGUGGCUCAUAGUUGGCCAGGACAGUUUUGCCAGCUAAAAAAUUAAAGCCUGGUACCCCAUGCCAGGAACCAUCGAGACAGCACAUCCCUCCUCCCAUUAAACAAUAUUUUGCUAAUUUGUGAGUUGCGCUUUUAUCAACAGCCACUGGAGCAAAUCCAUUCCCCAGGAGUCUGCCCGAUUGCCCCACCUUAUGUCAAUUUACAUUUCUCCUCUUACUAGCCAUUUCUGCAACCUAAUCUAAGGAACGGAAGGAAGACAUUUGGUGGCUUUGGGAUUCUUGAUUUUCUCCCAUCUGGAGGGAGUAAAAAUCAAAGCCUGGCAUCAGCACUUCAAAUCAGCUCCUUGGUUUAGGACCACCCCGCCCCCCCCCCCGGCUGGAUGUUCCAAUUGCAACAUAUUACUUCUCACAUGCAGAACACUUUUGUCAAAAGAUUGCAGAGGAAGGAAGCUGGAGCUCCUCCCUUGCUUGACUCCUGGACUCCAUGCUCAUUGGACCAGUUCCUGUCCUUGUUUUGGUUUCGCUCUUUUUAGUCUGAAUGUUCAAUUGCUCUGCUCUUUCCAAAUCUCUUGCUGGAGAACUAGAAGCUUCCUGGAAAGUAAACACACAAGAGCCCUGCUCUACCCAGGCUUUGUGAUGCUCAUAUCCAGGCCACUUUGGAGUCCAUGUGGGCAGUGCUAGAUGCCCUAUGGCAGGGAUGUCCAAUAGGUUGACUGUGAUCUACUGGUAGAUCCCCACGAGGUUUUGGUAGACUGUGGGCGAUCUCUGGCUCCCUUUGCUUAGCGUCGCUUAAACCAACUCCUGCCCUUUCCCCUUGCCCUAUUGGUGGAUCUUUAGGCCGAUCCCUCGCAGCAGCGGACACCCGGCAAGACUGUGCAGCCCAGUGCACUUUAUUAUGUACAGCAGAGCAGAAAAGCAAGGCAAUGUAUUUACAGCUCUCUCACCAGUAACAAUCGCCAGACUCUAACUAACGCCAACACCUCCAACAAUAACUCUGCAGUAUCAUACUGCUUAUCAGGGAAAUCAGCAACCAAUCACAACCUGUUGCUAGGUCUGAGAAGUUGCUGGGCAGACUUCUGACUUCAGUCACAUAGUCCAUCCAAUUACAAUUGUUUAUGCAAAGCUGCCUUAUCUUUUAAAAGAUCAAUCUUUUGUUUGAUCUCUGGAAGGGAAGAUGGAGCUUUCUCUGUGCUGCUGUUUUCAUCCAUAGCGAUCUUUUUGUGAGCGACUUUACCCCUUUAUCCCUUGCCUUUAACUCCCCCCCGAAAACGGAAGUUCCCCCCCCAAGCUACAUUUGAACCCCUAAAACAAGGCCAUAACAUCACCUGAUGGCCUGGACUUUCAGAAGGAACUUUUGGAAUUGCUUUUGGACUUGAGAAAUGAACUGCGGCAAAAUAAUAUAUUGUUGCGUGAAAGUAAUGCACAGUUGUGUGAAUGGCGUGAAAGGAAUCAGAAUUGUCAGGACAGAGAAAAAGGAUUAACUCUAACAGAGAGUGAAGUCAAGCAAGAGGAACAAUCAUCAGUCUUGGACAGUGUAAUUGAAAUUACAAUGAGAGAGGAGGGCAGGAUCCAUACUGGGUUCAGAAUCCAAAGGGAAUAAAAACUGAGAAAGGGCUGGAAAAUGGAAUUAUUGCUGGAUGGUUUUGUACUACAGCAUUUAAAGAAUUGGGGAGGCACCAGGGGAUGAUUGAGGAAGAAUGGUGGGUAGGCAGGGACAGGGUGGGAGUGGGGUGAAGGGUAAUAAUGGGUGUAACUUUCUUGAUUGAUUUAGACGGUCCGAAACUGGAAUGACUUGUGGAACUUGCUGAAGAAUCUGGGAGACCCUGAGUUCAGGGGAAGGGCAGUUGAAUUUGCUAUAAUGUGUCUAAAUGUUAGUAUGAUAUAAGAAUUAAUAUUUAAAUUCAUGGAAAGUUUUUGGUAAAAAUUUCUAGGCUAAGGGGAGAAACAGAAGGGAAAAUAAUUUUUGAUUUGGAUAAAUUGAUUAAUUAUUGGUGGAGAAUAGAUAUUUUUAGAAUAGAAUAUUCGAGUGUUAAUGAUAAAAUGUGUUAGAUUAAUUUAAGAUAUAAGAUGAAAACUGCUAAAUUGGAAUUUUAAAAUGAACCCAGUGAGGGGGGAAUUGAGGAAGUCAACAAUGUUAAGCAAAUAAUAUAAGAUUUGAGAUGUUUUUCUUUUUUAUGUUUUUAUGUUUUGAGUUUUUGUUCUUUUUUGUGAUUUUGUAUUUGGAAAAUGAAUAAAAAUUAUUUGGGGGAGAAAAACCCAGAAGGGAAGCAUUUCACAUCAGCACUGGAGGGGGGCAUUCUAUGCCAAUUUACGUCUCUCCCGCUACUCUGUAAAACUCCUCUCACAACCCCCAAUUUCCAGCAAUCACUCCGCUUACUCUGGGAUCCUCUCCAAGAAAAACAUUUUCUUGGAGAGAUACAGUGGUGCCUCGCAAGAUGAAUUUAAUUCGUUCCGUGAGUCAAU